AUGCCACCAAAUCUAAGCAUCGAACAAUCGACAACUGGCAUUCUUGAGCCACAAGAAGCCGACACCAUUGAUGGUGGCCUGGUUAAGGACAUUGAACAGCUGAAACAUGCCAAAGAUCGUAAAUUACAGAUCGUUUGGCGUAAUGUCAUUAUAUUUGUCUAUGCUAACUAUUCGGCCCUUUAUGGAUUAUAUUUGCUGUGCACCACGUGGAUGAAAUGGCAGACUCUGGUCAUGAUGUAUUUGGGUGGUUUUGGCAUUACAGUUGGUGCCCAUCGUUUGUGGGCUCACCGGGCGUAUAAAGCCAAACUACCAAUGCGUAUUAUGUUGAUGAUCUUCAAUACAAUGUCAUUCCAAAAUCCCAUCUAUAUAUGGGUGCGAGAUCAUCGAGUGCAUCAUAAAUUCUCUGAAACUGAUGCUGAUCCACAUAAUGCCAUGCGUGGAUUCUUUUUCUCACACGUUGGCUGGCUGCUGGUGAGGAAACAUCCUGAUGUUAUAACUAAGGGAAAAACUGUCGAUUUGUCGGAUUUGAAAGCGGAUCCUGUGGUUAUGUUUCAAUUGAAGCACUAUGGCGUCUUGAUGUACACAUUGACAUUCAUUUUGCCCACCAUCAUACCCAUGAUCUGCUGGGGUGAAACCAUGGAAAAUGCCUGGUAUUUCUGUACCGUCUUCCGUUGGUAUUUCAUUUUGAAUGGUACCUGGUGCAUUAACAGUGUCUGUCAUUUGUUCGGCAAUAAGCCAUACGAUAAGAGCUAUAAUCCCGGUGAAAAUCAUGCCUUCUCGGGUGUAACCAUUGGCGAAUGCUAUCACAAUUAUCAUCAUGUCUUCCCCUGGGAUUACAAGGCAGCCGAAUUGGGUGGUUCACGUAAUAACAUCAGUGCCGCUGUUAUAGAAUUUUUUGCCAAAAUCGGUUGGGCCUAUGACAUGAAGACGGUAUCACCAGAUAUUAUUAGAAGCCGUGUAUUGCGCACCGGUGAUGGAACACAUCCAGUUUGGGGUUGGGGUGAUAAAGAUCAGACCAAAGAAGAAAUUGAAAGUGCGGUUAUUGUUAACAACAAUAAUAAUGAUGUAAAGAAAUAG
Messenger RNA from Musca vetustissima, 1077 nucleotides. RefSeq names its product acyl-CoA Delta-9 desaturase-like. Gene Ontology annotation, cellular component: endoplasmic reticulum membrane. Bases 1 to 1077 code for a protein of 358 amino acids. Gene Ontology annotation, biological process: unsaturated fatty acid biosynthetic process. Lineage: Eukaryota; Metazoa; Arthropoda; Insecta; Diptera; Muscidae. Gene Ontology annotation, molecular function: stearoyl-CoA 9-desaturase activity; iron ion binding. The transcript has 4 exons. The record is from RefSeq and is a predicted model, not a curated record.